Molecule: messenger RNA, 2020 nt
Organism: Engraulis encrasicolus (European anchovy)
Lineage: Eukaryota; Metazoa; Chordata; Actinopteri; Clupeiformes; Engraulidae
Gene: arrdc2
Product: arrestin domain containing 2
Exons: 9
Coding region: 366-1628 (420 amino acids)
Biological process (GO): protein transport
Cellular component (GO): cytoplasm; plasma membrane
Source: RefSeq, a predicted model, not a curated record
UAUAAGGCCUAUGUCAACAUAGGUUUUCAGAUGGACUGUUUAAAUGUGUGAUGUAGACAUAAUAUUGGUUUGACUUCAGUGGACUCAGUGAGCCUUAUAACCUACUUGUGUGGGUGUUCCACUUGAACUGAAUGAACCUCACAUAUGAAGAAGAGAGCUAUUUUGCCGUGCCUGUGGUGGGCAUGAACCUCGGCCACCGUGGUCACUAACUAGCCAUAUUUGAUUGGUUCAAACGACUGUCCGUCUGAGGUGGGCGUGGACCGAACACGCUAAAAUAUACUCAAACUCUGCACGAGAGCGAAUUGAAGAACUUUCCACGCUUGGAACGCAGGGGCCUGGGAUUCUACGCCGUGUAUCAUUUAAAGAUGCUGCACAAGAGUAUAAAAAGCUUUACGCUGGAGCUGGAUGGACCAGACGAUGCUGUUUACACGAGCGGGGAGAUGGUUACUGGGCAGGUAGUGUUGGAGCUCAACCGGGAUAUCAAAGUGCGUUCCAUGCGAGUGCUCGGCAGAGGGGUCGCGCUGGCCCACUGGCUGGAGAACCGCAGUGUGGGCAUGAACACUGUUUACAGCGACUACACAUCCAAGAUUACCUACUUCAGGAAGAGACAGCAUCUCAUCAGAGAUAAUGGAGAGCUGACUGUCCUUCCUGCUGGCAGGCACGAGUACCCCUUCAGCUUCCAGCUUCCUGAGGAGACACUGGUGACCUCCUUCGAGGGCAAGCAUGGCAGCAUCCGCUACUGGGUAAAGGUGAAGCUCCAUCGUCCCUGGAGCACCGUACGCAAGAUCAAGAAAGAGUUCACAGUCAUCGAGCCCAUCGACAUCAACACGCCCGCUCUACUGGCACCCCAAGCUGGAACCAAGGAGAAGAACGCACGUGUGUGGUACCGCAACUUCGGACAGGUGUCAGUGACAGCAAAGAUCGACCGCAAAGGCUACACUCCAGGCGAGGUUAUCCCUGUCUUCGCCGAGUUUGACAACGCCACGUCGCGCUCCAUCGUGCCCAAGGCCUACAUCACGCAGACGCAGAACUUCAUCGCCCGGGGCACUAUGAAGCAGAAGCGGGCGGUGGUGGCCACGCUGAGCGGUGACACGGUGGGUGCCCGCCGCCGAGAGACUUGGCACGGCCGCGCCAUCAAGAUCCCCCCCGUCGGACCUUCCAUCCUCCAGUGCCGCAUCAUCAAGGUGGAAUACACUCUCAAGGUGUGUGUGGACGUGCCCGGCUCGUCCAAGCUGUGCCUGGAGCUGCCCCUGGUGAUGGGCACCAUCCCGCUGCACCCCUUCGGCAGCCGCACCUCUUCCGUCAGCAGCCAGUACAGUGUCAACCUGGAGUGGCUCCGCAUGGCCAUCGCCGAGCAGCCCGAGCCUCCCCCAGACUACAGCUCUGUGGUUAGCGACGAGGAGGCUAUCCAGAACGCAGCUAAUAACAACAAUACCGUCACCAGCAUUAGCAGCAUCACCUCCACCGCCUCCAGCUGUCAUCCCGAUGAGGACCUGACUGGCAUCCUGGAGAGACCCCUCAUGGCCUAUGUCCAGGAGUUCCGCUUCCGGCCCCCGCCUGUCUACAGCGAGGUGGACCCCAACCCUCAGCCUUACACCAACAUCAGACCUCGCUGCAUGACGUGUUGAACGGUGCGAGACGACUUUUUGACUCAAACUCAACUCAACUCAAGCAUCGCAAACGCCACAAUGAUGAUGGUUGAUGACUGAACCGAAGCAAGCGGACUGGACUGGUCCGUUUGUCCUCUUCUCAAGAGACUGGCCCAAACUCUCAAGAGACUGGUCCACAAGGGGGGUCCAGGAGGGCUCUCUGUGUCUCUCUCUGCGCCAAUCGCUGAGACGCCGCUAAACAGGCGUCUUAUCUCGCGUGCGCUAACAAAUACACACACACACUCACACACAUGGCUUACAGCACCCAUCCGGGGGACGUUCUGGAGAUGGGAACCCCCACUGGAGGACUGGAAACAAACCCUCAUACAAGACGAAAAGAGGAAAAAAGUAAAGGAAGAAAAAAAAAAGAA